CAUCGAUCGCGCGAUAAUGGCGCGAACUAGUUUUCGCCGGGAUUUAUAAUUUAUUAAUAUCGAUCGAGUGGCAAAGUAUGACAGUGAUAUGCCGGUGUAUGCACGCAACACGGCCAAGCAAUACCUUCUCGAAUUACACAGUCGCAGUCGCAAUUGCAUUAACACGGGCUGAAAGCGAAGCUUCGUCGGUCUAGACGCUGAGACAAGACAGUAUUACGGGCCUCGUGAACGUGACUGCACAUACUUCGCCGACAAAACGUGGGACACGGAACGCAAACCAACGACCAGUGCUCGAUGCUCGUUGUCUGAAAUACCGUUAAAACCAUCGCGGUGAACGUCGAACGAGAAACGGAUCGGGUCGGAAAUAAAAAUCGCGUUGCCUCGAACCGAUUUUUAAAGGCUGGGUGGAAAACCGCGGAAAAAAGGAUACCGCGGCGGCUCGUGCGAAGAAUACGUGAUGAUUGGACGCGACGGGGAGUACGAAAUUCGACGAGAGAACACGGAUGAGGCGAGGAGUGCCGACGAGGACCGAGGAGACGCGCGAUGCCCGCCGGCGUGCAAUUAAAAUUAGCGGUACGGAUUAAGGGAACGCCGCGGAGGAGACUGUGAAAAAUCGACGAGCUUCCCGCUCGCGGUUCAACGACGGUUCGACAUCGAAAAUAGAAUCUUGGUGUCCAGCGGCCGGCAGUCGACGCUCGCGAAUAAUCCCGACACGACGCUGCUCGAUCUAUUCUCGCGUCGACCGAUGGAACGGAAAAGCCGGUAACCAACGACGAGCUUGCAACCGCGAAACCCACCACGAGACUCGCGAUGGACGUGGAAAUUGUGCCGUUCAUGGAGAACAACGUGAACAAAGUCGGGGGCGCGACGAAGCACGGUACUAGGGUGCAAAUAGUACGAAAAACACGAACGUCGCUGUUCAUUAUCAUGAGCUUCAUCUACGCGAAGCUGCUGGUGGUGGUGUGCAUCGCUUACGUGAUAAGCGAGGUGGUCACGCACAAGCUGCCUCUCUACUACUACGAGGGUUUCUUCACGUAUUUGUACGGCGUUAGCAUCUUGUUCCUCCUGUACGUGUUCUGCUUCCUGCUGCAAGAAAGCGCCUGCUGCGCGCGAGGAAGCGACACCCCGCCGCCGCCCCCGAGGCCCCCCAAGCCACCCAAAGAGCCCAAAGACAAGAACAAGAAGAAGGACAAGAAGGACAAGGAGCAAAAGUCCGCCAAGACCAAGAAAGACUACCAGGAUGCAGCUGAUGUGGAGGCUGGAGUAGCCACUCGUGCUCUGCGAAAGCGGAAGACCUCGCAGAACGAUCAAAGCCACGGGAGUUUCUUCCUCAGAAUCGGGGCAAUAGCUUUCGGACUGGGUACCAUGGUCUACAACGGUUUAGAGUUCGGCACCUUCUUCGAGGUGCCACCCACGUCUCCGUGUUAUCAGAUACUCCAGGGCGUGAACCCGGUGCUGCAGAUGAUCUUCACCUUCAUGCAAAUGUACUUCAUCUUCAUGAACUCGCGGCUGAACAUCCAUCGCUUCAAAGUGAUCGCGCGUUUCGGCCUGAUGCACGUCGUCGCCACCAAUCUCUGCGUUUGGAUCCGCACCCUCGUGCUGGAGAGCAUCAAAGAGAUCACCAAGCAUCACCAGAAAAUGGGACAGUUCGAGGCCGGCAUACUCGAGAGCAUCAAGCAGCACUCUAUGCGAAACGCCGGAACCAUAUUGGGAACAGCGCCUCGAGACGUGGCUCUUUUGCGCGAGGCUCCAUUGACCGCCACGAGGUCGUCGACCUCGACUGCUUCGAUGGUCGCCAGCUCGACGGCAGCCUCGUUCGGCCGUGUGAUGAGAACGACGUCGAGGGCGAUCGCGAGGGCCGUUACGACGCCGACGACGACCAUCACAACAGGCUGGAACCCUCCGCCUUCGACGACCACCACCACCUCGGCGCCUUUGCCUAAUUUGACGGCAACCACCGCGACCACCCUCUCCACAAUACUGACUACAUUAACACCAAAAACUACCACCGAGGAGAGGACCACCCCGACCAUCACCACUACCACUUCUACUACCACCGCCGCUUCUACCACACCGUUCAAAAUGUUCUCCUCUUUCGUCGUGGAGCAGUUCGACGCCCCGCAAAUGGACAGCAAAGAGGAGGUGCACCAGAUCUUCGACACGAGCAACCACACGAACAGCAGCACCGACUUCUGGGGCAUUCCGCGUUUCAAGAUCUUCGCGGAGGCCCUGACGGACGAGGAGAUGGCCUCGAAUUCCUGCGGCCGGGUCAACAUCAUGGGAACCAUUGUCCAAGACGCGGAACCGUACCUGUUUCCGUUCAUAAUCGAGUACAGUCUGAUCGGGGCGGCGGUGAUCUACGUUAUGUGGAAACACAUCGGCCGACAUCCGCGCUGGCCUCACCAGGUGGAAGCCGAUCUCGAGCGUCGCCUCGAGGCUAUGCUCUCUCGAAGGGCCGUUGCCUUGGCCCACGCAGGUCACACAAGGGUGGACUGUGUAGGAGCGAGCAAAGGACUGUUCUUCGGACUGUUGCUGUUGGUGGGCUCGCUGAUCUGCCUGAUACUCUUCUUCGUGCUGAUCCACCAUCCAGACUUCGGUCUGGUGGCCAUUUACCUGGCGGACGUGUCCCAUUGCGUGCUGAUGGUGCUGUCGAUCGUGGCCAUAAUCGUCGGGUUCAUACGGGUGCAGAGUUUGAAAUUCAAGGCCGAGGAACAGAGCGACCUGAACGACAUCCUUCUCCGUGUGUCCGGGUUCGGACUGUUCGUAUACGCGGUGUUCAGCGUGAUCGCUGGAUCGCUGGCGGCGUUCACCCACGAACCGAACCUGCUGGUGAUGCUGACCGGUCUGCUCUCGGUCGCCCAGGUGAUCCUCCAGAUGCUGUUCAUCGCUGACGUGUCGCGCAGGAGGGUCCACCUGCCGGAGCACGAUCGCAGCAAGCCGGGACGACAGGUGGUCACCUUCCUGCUGAUCUGCAACCUGACCAUGUGGGUGAUCUACACGUUCGAGUCGCAGAAAGUGAUGGCGAACCCGGUGCAGCUCGACUUUUACGGGUUCCUAGCUUGGGCCAUCGUGCAGAGGGUCACUCUGCCGCUGUGCAUCUUCCACAGGUUCCACAGCGCCGUCACGUUCGCGGAGAUAUGGAAGACCAGCUACAAGGCGCGCCUCGAGUAAACGGUGGACGACCGGCCAACCCUUUCGUCGGGAUCAAUGGCCCGGAGCGAUCGUCGUUCGCGAGCAGAAUCGACGGGACCGAGGUCGCCUCUCGACGACCCCGAACGUUCCUUCGUCGCUCGAAUCGACCCCGGGUCACCGUCGAACGCGACAGAGGAACAGGGAUACCAGCAGGUAAGGGGAGCUUCGAGGAUCCUAAGAGGAAGGUUGCAGCGUCUUCGUGCAGCGAGUUCACGGACAACAAGAUCGACAACGAACACAGGUUGAUCUGACGGGUUCUCGUCGAGGUGGAAACGAGAAGACGCAGGUGUCGAGCCUGGCGUCCAACGAGGUCGAAGGUAUUCGCGGCGACAAACGCAAAGCCAGGAGAAUCGCGAAGCGUCCUUUCAGUUUUUUCUCUGUUUCACCAUUUGGUUCUCGGUUCUCUUUGCUUAGAGCAGCUUGGACGUUGCUUCUCCGAUCGGUAAGUAAGACGAGAGUGCACGGGAGGGAACAGGUCGGAUCGACGACGAAGCACAAUAACCAACCGUCGAGAGACGAUCAAUAUCGCGACGCCAAUUCACGAAAACAGGGCCCAUUUCCUUUCACCGCGUUUCUCACCUUUUACGAUCUCUAUAUACUGCCGCCAAAUUUUCUACUUUUAUAUAUUAUAUAUGUACCUUCGCCCCCCUCACCCCAUCGUGCAUCGAGAACAUUAUGGAACGUCUCUUUUCGAAGGAUAUUCGAACCCUUUGCGAAUUACAUUCGUCGAUCGUUGGAACAACGACGAGACGACGAGACGGGCUUCCGGAUGAAGUCGCCCCGUUAAAGAAUUUUCUCCGUUAGCAUAGGUGACAAGCCGUGAUAUCUUUUUCUCGUGGAAAGGGAGAACGAACCAACGGGGAGAGAACGAGGGGAAAAAGAGGGCUCGAUGUAGGAACAGGGUACAAGUUUCGUUGUGUUGCGCGUUCAACCGGAUGAGGUAUGUUUUUGAUCCCGCGAAGGAUCUGUUUUGUUCCGAAGAGCGAAGAAGACGAACCCUGUCCGCUCGUUGCCGACGAAUCGGCGGAACGGAAACCGAAUGACCGGAAGAGAUAAUCGCGCCAAAACGUUAUACAUAUAAUAUAUUCCGACGUUCUUUCUCGUCGCGUGCUGCAGAGUACAAAAUCGUUUCUGACUUUUAGAAACUUUUAUCGACACAGCUUUUUCAACGUUCGCGGAUAAUGAAUGUACGUGUACAAACGAAAGUGUCGGGCGAAACGCCGACGAUGGAGGCGAACAGGGAGGGAACGAGAAAAACGUCGAGGAACCGAGAAACGAGAAAAGGGAAAAAGGGAUGGUCGUCGCGUAACGAGACGACGCGGAUCAUCGUGUAUAGAGGGUAGAGUAACCUUUCUUUUCUCCGUUUUCUUCUGUUUCGAACGACACCGAGCAUCCGGAGGAUAACGGUAACGAAUACCACGGAUGUAGAUUUUUAUCGCGAGGCUAACAGAUUGUAGGAGUAAGAAAGAAAAAAGAAAAAACAAAAAAAGAUAUCGUAACCGGCGAUUUUAAGACGGACGCGUCGAAGAGAUUUAAAGGGGGAAUGAAAUUAAUAGCCGGCACACAGGUAGAGAAUCUCAUACGCACACUCACACACUCCCACACACACAGACACGUACACCAUUUCGUCGAGGAUAAUUAUUAUUACCAUUAUCGAUUAGCGUGUAAGCCUAUCUCGAGAACACAAGAGAGAACAGAGUGAUAGACCGAACUUUCGCAAUUUACUUCGCUAUGGAUAUUGUGCGUAGACCGUUGUGGAAACGAGGCGAUGAAAAAUGUGUUUUACAUAGUGGAUUAUAGUUUUGUGAAUCCCUCCACGGGUCAAAGGAAACAAAAAAUGAAAAAAAAAAAGAAAAAAAGAAUAAAAACCACCACACCCCCCGAUCGAACGUACGUACCUAGUUUUUUCCGAGUCUAAAUAUUUUAAUUCUUAGACGUCUGUAUAGGUGAGAGUGAGGAGUCGGGGAGCAGGAAACAAGAGGGACGAAGUUGUGAAACUGAUUAUACAUAAAGAUUAAACUAUACAUAAUUGUAAUCCAAGAUGACAUUAUAAAAAAGAU
Colletes gigas is the source of this 5252-nucleotide messenger RNA. RefSeq names its product proton channel OtopLc (gene OtopLa). The transcript has 9 exons. The coding region runs from base 811 to 3171 and encodes 786 amino acids. Gene Ontology annotation, biological process: proton transmembrane transport. Lineage: Eukaryota; Metazoa; Arthropoda; Insecta; Hymenoptera; Colletidae. The record is from RefSeq and is a predicted model, not a curated record. Gene Ontology annotation, cellular component: membrane. Gene Ontology annotation, molecular function: proton channel activity.